CCGAGUCCUUACGUCACUGAAGCGCCCAGGCUCGGGGAGCUGCUGGUAGUGCUGGCGAGAGAGGGAGGAAAGAAACAAGUAGUGGAAAAGAAGAUUUUUCUCCGUUUAACGGAUUUAUAACUUAUAACGGCGCGUGCGGGAGGAGAGGAACGGGUUUGGGCUGCUGUGUGAACCGGAUGAACCGGAUCUGUGAGAAGGUCAACUUCUAACUGGAUGAAGCCAGACUUAAUGGAUUACUCUUGAUGAUAUGACCCUGACUGACCCCUAUGCAGAGCACAGCCUAGUCAUCGUGUUUACUCUUUCAGACCAGAAGUUUCGACCAUGAGACAUUUAUUCCUGUCAUUCAGUUAAACCAUUCAGAGUCACCAGCAGACAACACCCUUCAGGACUGAGGAUUACUUAAACCAUCCUUAGUCAUAUUUACCCAGAAUUCAUCAGCCCGAAUCACACCAACCAAAAAGCCACCAUGUACGGCAGCGCCCGCUCAGUGGGCAAAGUGGAGGGCAACCACAGUGGAGGAAGCAACCAAAGCCCUGGGCGCUCGCCCCGCCUGCCCCGCUCACCACAGCUAGGCCAUCGCCGCACUAGCAGCACAGGGGGCAGCGGGGGUCCCGGCGGGAAAACCCUCUCUAUGGAAAACAUUCAGUCACUGAACGCUGCCUACGCCACAUCCGGCCCCAUGUAUCUGAGCGACAACGAAGUGGUGUCCUCUGGGCCGGACCUGCCCAAGAGCACCAUGACGCUCGGCCGCUCGGGGGGCCGGCUGCCCUACGGCGUCCGCACCACUGUGAUGGGCAGCAGCCCCAACAUCGCCACCGGUUCCCCCGGCUCUAUGGCCAGCGACUCCAUCGCUUUCGGGGACCACCACAUGCCGUCGAGCAUGGCGUCCACUGUGCCUCACUCGCUGCGGCAGGCCCGCGACAACACCAUCAUGGACCUGCAGGCGCAGCUGAAGGAGGUGCUGCGGGAGAACGAGCUCCUGCGCAAGGAGGUAGAUGUUAAGGAGAGCAAGCUCAGCUCCUCCAUGAACUCAAUCAAGACCUUCUGGAGCCCUGAGUUAAAGAAGGAGCGUGCACUUCGCAAGGAUGAGGUCUCCAAGAUUGCUGUGUGGAAGGAGCAGUACCGAGUGGUGCAGGAUGAGAUGCAGCACCUCCAGAUGACCAUCCAAGCCUUACAGGACGAGCUGCGUAUCCAGCGUGACCUGAACCAGCUGUUCCAGCAGGACUGCAGCGUGCGGCCGGGCGAGCCGUUCUCCGCCGAGCUCACAGAGGAGAACUUCCAGAGGCUUCACAGUGAGCACGAGCGGCAGGCCAAGGAGCUCUUCCUCCUGAGGAAGACUCUGGAGGAGAUGGAGCUGCGCAUCGACACGCAGAAGCAGACGCUCGGCGCCCGAGACGAGUCCAUCAAGAAGCUUCUGGAGAUGCUGCAGAGCAAAGGGCUAUCGGCCAAAGCCAGCGAGGAGGACCACGAGCGCACCCGCCGCCUGGCUGAGGCCGAAAUGCACAUUCACCACCUGGAGAGCCUGCUGGAUCAGAGGGACAAGGAGAUGUGUGGACUGAGGGAGGACCUCCACAGACGCUUUGAGGGAGCGCCGGAGUCUGCCAAAACCAAAGCCCUGCAGACUGUUAUUGAGAUGAAGGACUCUAAGAUCAGUUCUCUGGAGCGUAGUCUGAGGGAUAUGGAGGAGGAAGUGCAGAUGCUGAAGUCGAAUGGAGCUUUGAGCACGGAGGAGAGGGAGGAGGAGAUGAAGCAGAUGGAGGUCUAUCGCAGCCACUCGAAGUUCAUGAAGAAUAAGGUAGAGCAGCUGAAGGAGGAGCUGGCUCACAGUGAAGCCCAGGGCGAGGAGCUGAGAAAGCGAGCGGCUGAGCUGCAGCAGGAGGUCUCUGCAAUUGAUCAGGUGAAGCAGGACCUCUCCAGGAAGGACUCGGAGCUCCUGGGCCUGCAGACCAAGCUGGAGACUCUCACCAAUCAGUUCUCAGACAGCAAGCAGCACAUCGAAGUCCUUAAAGAGUCCCUAACUGCCAAAGAACAGCGAGCUGCCAUUCUACAGACAGAGGUGGAUGCGCUGCGUCUGCGUCUGGAGGAGAAGGAGACGAUGCUGAAUAAGAAGACUAAACAGAUUCAGGAGACGUCUGAAGAGAAAGGCACACUUAAUGGAGAAAUCCACGAUCUGAAAGACAUGCUCGACGUCAAGGAGCGCAAGGUCACCGUGCUUCAGAAAAAGAUUGAGAACUUGCAGGAGCAGUUGAGAGAUAAGGAAAAGCAGAUGAGCAGUUUGAAGGAGAGAGUCAAAUCCCUGCAGGCCGACACCUCCAACACUGACACAGCUCUCACCACCCUGGAGGAGGCUCUGGCUGAGAAGGAGCGCAUUAUCGAGCGUCUGAAGGAGCAGAGAGACAGAGACGAGAGGGAGAAGGGCGAGGAGCUGGAAAACAACAAGAAGGAACUGAAGGAGCUGAAAGAGAAAAUCAGCCUGCUGCAGGGAGACCUGUCGGAUCGUGAGACGACGGUGUUGGAUCUGAAAGAGCACGCCUCCUCUCUGGCCUCCUCUGGCUUGAAGAAGGACUCCAAGCUCAAGAGCCUUGAGAUUAAUCUGGAGCAGAAGAAGGAAGAGUGCAUUAAACUGGAGAAUCAGCUGAAGAAGCACACUGAGCACAUGUCAGGCCAUCCCUCCAAUCGUGCUCAGACAGCAGCUGUAGAGGCUCAGGCCAACACGGAGCUGUCAGAGCGCAUCAGUGCGCUCCAGCAGGAGGUGGCACGCCAUAAAGAGGAUGCCACGAAGGCCCAGGCCGAGGUGGACCGUCUGCUGGAGAUCCUCAGAGAGAUGGAGAACGAGAAAAACGACAAGGACCGCAAGAUCAAUGAGCUUGAGAGCUUGGCUUCAAGGCAGAUGAAGGACCAGACCAAGAAAGUGGCCUCACUGAAACACAAAGAGCAAGUAGAGAAGAGCAAGAACGCCCAGCUAAUGGAGGAGGCGCGCAAGCGGGAGGAUAACAUCAAUGAAAGCUCUCAGCAGGUCAAGGACUCUCUGAAGCAGAAGGACGAGCGUAUCGAGGAACUGGAGGAGGCGCUGCGCGAGAGCGUUCAGAUCACAGCGGAGAGAGAGAUGGUGCUCGCGCAGGAAGAAGCUGCACGCACACAUGCUGAAAAACAGAUGGAGGAGCUUCUAUCAGCGAUGGAGAAGGUGAAGCAGGAGCUGGAGUCCAUGAAGGCCAAGCUUUCGUCCACUCAGCAGUCCCUGGCUGAGAAAGAGGCCCACCUGACCACACUGAGAGCCGAGCGCAGGAAGCACCUGGAGGAGGUCCUGGAGAUGAAGCAGGAAGCUCUACUAGCAGCCAUCAGUGAGAAGGAUGCCAACAUCGCUCUGCUGGAGCUGUCCUCCUCCAAAAAGAAGAAGACUCAGGAUGAAGUGUCGCUCUUAAAGAGAGAGAAAGACAGACUGGUGCAGCAGCUCAAACAGCAGACGCAGAACAGGAUGAAGCUAAUGGCCGAUAAUUACGAGGAUGACCAUCUGAAGGCCUCCUCGCAUUCAGACCAGACUAAUCACAAACCAUCUCCAGAUCAGAUCAUUCCCCCUCUCAUAGACCUCAAUCAGAACCGCAGUAAGUUGAAGUUGUACAUCGGCCACCUGACGGCCCUCUGCCACGAGAGAGACCCCCACAUCCUGCAGGACCUAGCCCCGCCCUCCGCCUACCACCGCAGCCAACAAGAUGCCUGGGAAGAGGAGCUGCAGAAGAUGAGUCUUGAGCAGCUGGAGUCGGAACUGGAGCAGUGCGAGAGGGAGAGCGCCGAGCUUCAGGAAUAUGCCAACUCGGUCCUGCAGCAGAUCGCAGACCACUGCCCUGACAUCCUGGAGCAGGUGGUGAACGCUCUGGAGGAGUCCUGCUGACCGCAGCGGAGCCCCCUGCUUCCCUGACCAGCUUCUCUAAAAUAAAAUAAAAUAAUCUAAAACACCUCCUCGCCAAAGCCAGACCGGCCUCCUCUCACAGGCUUUCUCUUCAGCUCCCCACCUCCUCGUUCAAGAAGCUCAAGGACACCACCCGUGCACAUCCACACACCUUCUAACAGCCCACAGGAAGGAGCGGCGUGUAAACGAGCAGAGCAUCCGCUCGCAGGAGAGCGGAGGACUGCUGAAUUGCCCUCUCGGGGGUCAGAAUCAGCAUCAGCACCUGGACUGGAGCUCUGUUCCUCACCACCCACUCACUCUCUUCAUCAAGCUGCUGGUUUAUCUGAAACGUGUUUACAGCUCAUUUACACACAGAAAACACCUGGAGGAAGAGGCUUAGACAAACAGGAUUAGGUGCAGUAUUAAAAAGCCCAUUAACUUGCAGUAUAUUAAAAUAAAAAAUAGAUAAAUUAAUAAAUAAAAUAAAAUAAAAAUAAAAUGUUCUCCUAAACCUCAAAACGUUCUUCUCUCUGGGCUCAGCCAGCCUCGUAAAUCUGCACAUAUGGUAGAGAGCUUCACGUCAUCCACAUCAUCUUGUUUCCUCUUUUUUUUUCCUUCAUUUCUUUUGUUACACUUAUUGAUAUCACUCUUUAUUCUUUAUUUUAUUUUUUUUGUAAUCAUUUAUGGUGGGGAAUCUUCUUUAUCUAUCUUUAAUCGUUAUCACUUAAAGCCUUCUUUAGGAAAUAUUCUUUUUCUUCUUUUAUUUUUUAUUUUUAUUUUUUUUUUAUUAUUUUUUUUAGUAGAUGACCCUUAUAAUCUAAUGGCUUUUCUCACAUCUAUUCACUGAAGCUCAGCAAGUUACAGGUUAUUUUUUAUUUUUUAAAACACUUCAGGUCACACAGUUUAGUCUAGAAUUCUCUCACACUCCCUUUUUUCUGUCCUCUUUUUCACUAUAUUAUAUAUUACACAGAAGGGAUGAUACAGUGGAUACUGUUCACAUUGUUUGUCUGUAUUGUUGAUAAGAUAUAAUUUUGUGUGUCUACAAGAGCAGAGGAGAAAUGAUUGGAUGAUUUUUGAGCUGCCGUUGGUUCUGUAGCCUUUAUGCUGCUAGUGUUCGUCUUUGCCGUGGUUUGGUCGAGGUUUGAGAGUAGCUUUAAUGUUGGAAAGGCUUGAAAAUGACUGUUAGCGUCUCACAAAGGCUCACUUUAGUGUAAGAGUGCAGAGUUUGCUCACGAUUACUAAUCAAAUGACAGGAUUUGUUGGUUUUCUAAGUGAAGAUAGUAAGAGAUCAAUGUGCUUAAUUUAACAUAUUUAAAGGAAAUCAAAUUUAAUUGAGACACGGAGCAGAUGCCUUUAUUCUUAUAUAUAUAUAUAUUUUUUUUUUAUAUAUAUAUUUAUGUUUUCUGCUUUUUUUUCCUCAAUAUGUUCAGUUAUUUCAAUAUAAAACACACACAUAUCCCAGAUAAGUGUCAUGGAAAACAUAAGCUAGCAUUGUGUACCAUGACUUUUGCCAUGUCAAAAAAAAAAAAUAAUUCUGUCCACUCACUGUGCUGUCCACUGUGGGUAGUAAUGCUUUCUAGGAAUUCCUACCCAACAUCAGGCCAGCCUUGCCAUGAGCAUGCUGACCACUGUGUUCAGCUUUACUUUUAACAAGAUAACACCUCACACCUUAUAUAGGUGUGGGCAUUCCCAGGCUUUCCACCGUGGUGGUCACUAGUACUAACACUCUCAAAGAAAUUCAAUAAAAAUCAUUGAAAAUUGUUACUUUAUUUCAGUAAUUCAGUUUAAAAUGUGAAACUUGGUGAUAUUGUUGAUGUUGUUGUUAUUAAUUAUGGCUUACAGCCAAUGAAAACCCAAAAAUCAGUGUCUCAGAAAAUUAGAAUAUUAUAUAUAAGACCAAUUGGUCAAAUUAUUUUUGGCAGUGUGGGCAGUGUGCCAAGUCCUGCUGAAAAAUGAAAUCCACAUCUCCGUGUAAGAUUUUCCAGGGAAAUACUGCAUUUUCACAGCACUUCACACUUUCCUCUGCUGUCAACUUUUAUCGAGGUGGUUUGGAUUUCAUUUUCCAGCAGGACUUGGCACAAUCUGUCCACACUGCAAAAAGUACCAAUUGGUCUUUUGUUAUAAUAUUCAGAUUUUCUGGGGGGUUUUUUUAUUGUUCAUCAACAAUAAAAUAAAUAAACGCUUAAAAUAGAUCACUAUUUGUGUUUAUUACAUCUAUAUAAUAUAUGAGAUGAGUUUCACAUUUUGAACUGAAUUACUAAAAUAAAGUAACUUUUCAAUUAUAUCAAAAUUUUUUGAGAUGCAAUAGUACACUUAAUUGCAUGAUAGAAUAGAAGGGUUUCUCUAUUUUCACUUAGAAAAUCAACCAUAUUUUGAGCAGUGGUGCCCAAACUCUUGGUAAAUUAUGUUCAUGUUCCAAACCAAGACAUCUCACUAAGAAAAAAUGGGUUGGCAGAGUGUUUUAUCAUUUUUUAUUUUUUUAUUUUUUGUUCGUUUUCUUUGUUGUCUUUCUUUGUUGUUGUUUUUCAGAAGUCUCCAGCAAAGCAACUCUUAUAUUAAAGCGUUUAAGCAACGUAUCGGUUCCUCUCAGCUUAAUUUAGAUCAUCUAUCACUGAGAUUAUUCCUAUUUUCCUAUUUUCUUUCUCUCUCUCACUCACUCAAACUCUCUCUCUCUCUCUGUUAAACUCACUCUCAGGCCCUUAAGUUACCACACGGAUCACAUUUUAUGACUAUAUGAGGCUCUAUCUGCAGGCCGAGUGUGUCCAUCCUGUUGAGCUCUGGCUGUUUUAAGUGUGAUAAGACCUAACCUUGUUCAGCUUGUAAUAAAUAUUGCCUCAUGACAUGCCUGGUUCUGCAGUUGCUUUUAAAGUCCAACAGUUGGGUUGCUUGAUUGCUUGCGGAUGACACUAGGCGUAGCCUGCCCUCUGCUCUCUCUCUCUCUCUUUCUCUCUCUCUCUAUCUUUGUCUCUUUCUCUCUAUUCUUCCUUCUUACUAUCUUUAGGAUCUUCUUACAUCUUCUUGCAACUCAUUUUGGACUGUGAUAUUCUUAAGUUCAUAAAUUCAUAAGUAUAGCUGAGCUGAUUCAAAGCCUUUCUUCUGUGAAAAGCUGAGAAUAUGUUAUCUUUACAAGUGUCUUUCUUUAUUUCUUUAUUUCUAUCUAUUACAUGCACAAAUUUAAGUAAAUUCAUAGCAAUCCCAACAGAUUUGACAAGCUAUUUGCUACAUACAACUUAAAAAAUGAGUUUCUUUGAUUAUACCAAAUUAAAAACCUCUGAACUGCUUGAAUUUUUAAACCAGGAUUAAAAAAGGCAUAAAGUUAUCCAAAAGCAGUGUGUAAGACUGGUGGAGGAGAGAACAUGAUGCCUAGAUGCAUUAAAAAACUGUGAUUAAAAACCACCAGGAUUAUUCCACCAAAUAUUGGUUUCUGAACUCGUCAAACUCUUUAUUAAUAUGAACUUUAUAUUAAUAUGAAUGUUUUUUUUUCUAUAAACUACGGACAGCAUUUCUCCUAAAUGCGUUUAUUUGCAGAAAAUGAAAAAUGGCUGAAAUAACAAAAAAAGGUGCAGAGCUUUCAGACCUCAAAUAAAUGCAUUUAGGAGAAAUGCUGUCCGUAGUUUAUAGAAAAAAAAAAAACAAUGUACAUUUUACUCAAACAUAAACCUAUAAAUAGCAAAAUCUGAGAAACCGAAGUGUUUUUUUAGAGUUGUAUCUCCAUACACUCUUAAAUAGAGGUGCUUCAGAUGAUCCUUUAACCAAUUCCAUCCAUAGAAGCGCCAAUUAUCUAUUUAAAACAGAAUCUCUUGGUGCCAGUUGUUUGGUUUACCCACCACUUUGACACAUUUUGACCUCAUUGAGUCAUAGAAAGCUCCACAGCGUUGGACAUUGACAGUGAAUGAGUCAUGUUACGCAGUACACCGACUGUGUUUGAUGAUCCAAAGGGCAGUAAGAUCCACAAUUGGUGCCAAUGUUUAUUGGCGUGGUGUGUGGUGCCUCAAUGGCCAUAGUCCCUCGGUCUUUAUGCUGGUGGUAUCAGAGGGCACGCCCAUUCGCGUGCCAUUCUCACCCUUGGCACCGGAGAUGUUAUUACAGGGACUACACAGCAUGUCCAUAAAUGAUUUUAUUACUUUCAUUGACUUUUAUUGUCAUAAUUACUCCUGGUGGGGUUCCUUAAGCGAAAAAGAAAAACAUGCCUAGUCUGCCCUUAGAAACACUGAUGUUAAGCUAAGUGUGUACUGUAUCUAUUAGCCUGUCUCUUCUACAUACUUUUUUUGAGCUGCUGUUGGUUCUGUAGGCUUUGCCGUGGUCUGAUCGAGGUUUAUGUCAGGUUUGAGUUCAGCUCUAAUGGUGAAGAGGCUCGAAAAUGACUGUCAAUGUCUCACAAAGGCUCACUUCACUAGAGUGCGUUGUCUUUAUAUCAGUAUGAAACACAGUGUCAAUGUCAAAAAAAACACUGUCCACUGUGAGUGGUAAUGCUUUCUAGGAAUUCCAACCCAACACCAGGCCAGCCUUGCCAUGAGCAUGCUGACCACUGUGUUCUGCUUUACUCGUAACAAGAUAACACCUCACAACGGAUAUAAGUGUGGGCAUUCCCAAGCCGUCCACCGUGGUCACUAGUACUAAUACUAUCUCUACUCUGCUAUAAAGAGUUUAUAAAGGAGUUUAUUAAUGGUUAUUAACUAGGUUGUAAAGCUAUUAAUUAGCAGUUAAAAUACAUCAAUAGAAAGAACAAUUAACACGUCUAAUAAAAUAGUAUAGAAAGUCAGUUUAAUAUAAUUUUUAGUUUAAUAAAAUAUUAGUUUACACCACAUAAUUAUCACUGGAUAAAUCUUAAAUCUGGGUAGUUAAAUUAAUACAUGUAACAUAUGUGUUAGAGCUGACUGAUGGGAAAGACAAAUAUGAACAGUAUAAAUUAUUGUGAAAUCAAUAUUUGGCAAAUGACAGGCCACUGUUACCCUUUCUACCUAUUUGUUGUAGCUUGCCAUCAGCUGCCGGAGCCCCGAGAGAGCAUGGAGAGAACUGGCUUUGCUCUCUAUCUGUUUUGGUACAGUAGAUGCUGUUCUUUCCCCUCAUCACCCCUCCUAGGGUGAUGUGGAUCAGCACAAGGCUGCAUCUGUGAGCUGGUGUAUCAGAACCAAGUCGCUGCGCUUUCCUCCGAACGUUAGCACUGUGAUGCUACUUGGCAAUGCUACAGCAUCAGCAGCAGUUGGAAAAGAGGCGGAGUCUAAAUUCACAUGUAUUGGAGGAGGCAUGUGAUAGUCUUCAACCUCCUUGUGUUAGGGCAUUACUAGUCCUAAUGAUUGUAUGGACAAUUCUAGCCAGAAGCUGCCAGUCACGAUCAUUACUGCCUGUUGUGCUGUACACUGUGGGUGGUAAUACACUACGGAUUGAGCUGAGCUAAUUCAUACUGUAUCUAGCAGCCUUCCUCUCUUUCCUCUCUGUCCUCAUUGUCCUCACUGUCCUCGCCGUCUCCUCCACACACUCUAGUACACACAGUCCUCUCAGGUUUCUGAAAUAUGGGGCUCAGUUAUCAAGGCUCUGCCUGAAUAUCCGAACUUAGACUAAACACAGGCCUCUCACACACAUGCUCACUCUUGCACGUGCGCACACACACACACACUUACACACACACUCACACACCCUUAGGAUUUAUGAUGUGCACUUUAGGAGCCAGGCUCCUUGCCUCUGUUCGACUCCUCCGAAUGCCUCUGAGAAUUCCCAAACAAGACAAAAAAAAUGCAGUGAUAACCAGAACCAGAUCAGAAAGAGAGAGAGAGAGAGGGAAUAUUACUCCGGGUGUCUGUGUGCAUGUGUGUGUCCAUCAAUCCUCAUGUCAGAGGCAGUGAUUCUCCACGUCUUUCUUGCUCUGGUAUUUGUGUGAUUGCUGGUUAUGGGCAGAGCUAAUCACACAGGGGAACAGAGCCGUGUGGAAAUUCCCCGCAGGCUUCGGAUGACUCGCUCUGUGGGGAGUCUCCUGAGGAGCGAACGUCCUCUCCUGGCUCCUCUCUCAGCAAUGUCCCCAAAACAAACCUUCUCUUCCUGCAGUCGAGCUGUAAUAAAGGGCGCUUUUCAGGUUUUAGACCACUGUGGUGUCAUCAGUUGGGAUCUUUUAUUUAAUUUUUUUUUUGGUAUCGUUCGUUCUGUUCUUGCACAUUUUUUUUUAAAUAAUGUUAUUUCUAAUUGUUAUCCCAUAUUCUCCCAGUUUACCCACUCAUUAGGACUCCCCCUAUCACUAUUGGUGCCCCAACACCAGGAGGGUGAAAACUAGCACAUGCCUCCUCCGACACAUGUGAAGUCAGACCCCACCUCUUUUUAAACAUUUUACCAAGUAGCAUCACAGUGCUAACGCUCGGAGGAAAUCGCAGCGACUCGGUUCUGAUACAUCAGCUCACAGACGCAGCCUUGUGCUGAUCCACAUUACCCUAGAAGUGAUGAGGGGAAAAAGUGCCCACCAUCUACACACCAAGAAAGAGAGCAUGGCCAAUUGUGCUGUCUCAGAGCUCCGGCAGCUGAUGGCAAGCUGCAUGAACAGGAUUCGAACCGGCGAUCUCCUGAUCAUAGUGGCUUUAACUCUUUAGUGCGCUGCACCACUCAGAGCCCCAUUGAUGCAACUGGGAAAUUGAUUAUUGGAAAACAAGCAUAUCCAUUUAGGUCGAUUUUUACUUAAAUACAUAAUUUGAACCUUAUGAACCUGAUCCUGAUUUUUUGAUAAAUGGACUUUAAAAAAAAAAAAAUUAUAAUAAUUUUAUCACAGUUUUAAUGCAUCUUGGCAUCAUGUUCUCCUCCACCAGUCUUACACACUGCUUUUGGAUAACUUUAUACCACUCCUGGUGCAAGAAUUCAAGCAGUUUAAAAGGUCUUAUCUUUCUGCAAAGUUUCCAGAAUGCAUAUUUUUCAUUGGACAACCACAAUAUUCCCUGUCCGUAAGUUCUGCUUAUUGAAGUUAAGUCCUGUCUUCUUGUGUGAAUAAGUGUAAUAAGUAAUUCUUCAUAUUUCAGUCUGGAGGUUUAUUAUUGUGAGUAAUCUCAAUUGUCAGCUUUGUCAGUGGAUUGAUGGAGGAGUAGAUUCUGUUUGUUUUAUAUCACUCUGCCAACCUCUUUGUUUUUUUAUUCACACAUCACAUGUUUGGGUACAUUUUCUUUAUCUAUGAUGGAGGAAUGCUUUGGGCUGUUUGGGUCGAGGAUCAUCAGAUUAUGAACACUUUAUUCCUGACUUUUAACCCUUAAACUUAGAUGGAAGUGUGUGCAUUUAUAUAUGUAUGUAUGGGUUCCUUAAAGGAGAACUCUGGUGUAAAAUUGACUUUUGGUGUAGUGAAAGAGUAAAACAUGAUAAAGAGGACUGACCUUUGUUGAAUAGCCAACCUCCCUUCUCCCACAGCUUUCCGAGAUCUAGCUAUUUUGUGCAGUUUGUCCAAACAGGCUAGAAUGGGUUUGAAUGGGGCAUAUUUUGCACCGGGAGAUAAAUCGUGUUUUAUACCGUUAUCCAGUUUAAAGUAGCUCAACACGUCUUUGGUAGAAUUCAGAGAGCCCUGACAUUUAAAACGAGGCAUUAAUAACUAUAAAAGUGCACAAGAAGCUUUUAUUAAAAAACACUGUUUAUGAAAGCUACAUCUCCAGGCGCUAAUGCUACGGGUUGUAGAAAGUGUUUUUUAAUACUCUUCUUAACUUGUGCACUUUUAAAGUUAUUAAUGCCUCGUUUUAUAUCCUCUGAGACUCGGACAUCUGCUUGGUUUGCAUUUUGAAAUUAUCCAUGCCAUCUGGGAUCAGAAGGACCGAGUUAUUCCAAAAAUAAAUAGCUUUCUAUACAUAAACAUAAUAAGUUUCAAACAAAAAAAUUCAACGAGAACUUUUACCUGGACUGGCUGUAGAAACUUUUGACUGGGAUUCCCACCAUCUUGAUUUCAAUCAAUUGAGCAUUAUGUUGUCAUGUAACCUCUAGAUGGUUCUGUAGUGCCUCCAUAUGAAGCCAAAGGCUCAACUUAAAAAAAAAUAAAAGAAGAAGAAAGUAUUAUGGUGCAGGGAAGCAGAGAUAUGAUGUCCACAUAUGAGGACAUAUGAGGUUCUUAAGAGGAUAUGUCAGGGCUCUCUGGAUUCUCUACCAAUGAGAUGUGUAGCUACUUUAAACCUGGAUAACUGUGUAAAACAAAAAAGCAAUUUUAUCUUCAGGGGCAAAAUAUCCCCCAUUAAAACCCAUUCUAAAGCAUGUUUGGACGAACUGCACUAAAUUACUGGAUCUCAGAAAGCUGCAGGAGAGCGGAGGUGUGCUAUUUAACAAUGUUAGGUACUCUUUAUCAUGUUUUACUACACCAAAAGUCAAUUUUAUACCUUUUACAGUCUCCUUUAAUAGAUGACACCCAUCUUCUUGACCCCUGUGUCCGUGCUCUGGGCUGGAGGUCAGCUCCAGCCUCGCCUUUGUGCAGCCUUUGAUUUAUUUGGUAUUGCCUUCCUUCUGAGUGAGGAUUAGAGGAGCUUUUGGACAGCUGUGAGAAAAAACACUGCCAGAAAAAUCUUCGCCUGGACAUGUUUCAAGUACACACACUCGCAUUUACACAUAUCUGUAUUUAUAUAUAUAUAUAUCAGUUGAUAGAUGGAGAUAAAUGUGGUUGAACUGGAUGCGUCUCCAUGUUUUUGCACAGUGGUGUCUGAGAGGGAGGGGAAAUGUCUAUCUGAACAAAAUGGCCGCCUGACGUCUACUUUACUACUUUACUGCUUUACUUUAAGAAGUGAAGAAGAAAUAAGCGAAACUCACAUUAACGCGCCUGUCUCACGUGUCUCACGUGUCUCUGAAAUCAUCUUUUUAAGUGUCAAAUCAGAAGCUGUUAACACAAAGAUUCCUGAGAUCUGUUUUCCGUGUGAUGAUGUUGAUUCUGAUGUACUGUUGCUGUAUGUACUCCAACCAAGACUUUUGGAUUCUGACUUUUUUCGUACAUCUAUAGGUUUCUUUUCUCUAUUUUCUCUAUUUUUUAUUUUAUUUGUAAUUUUUUUGCAGCCUGUUGAUGAUGCAUUGUGUGUAUGUGUAUGUUACAUGUGUGUGUGUGACUCAGAGAUUGCGAUGUGGAGAACUUCAGCUUGUUUUUUCUUUUCUAUAAGCGAAAAAUGUGCAAAAUCUUGACAAAAUCUCAAGUUUUAUAGGGGUUCACAAGCGACCCUCCAUGACUGUGCGCUCCUCAAUUACUCACAAUGAUUCUGAGGCUUAGGCCCAAACCUAUUUUACCCCUUUGCCCUAUUACUUACCCCUACUCCGAUUCUUGUUAGGAUGGAGGGGUAGAUUAGAGGGGAGGGAUAGGGCUUGUUAGCCUUUUAAACAAAAAAGAGAUUUUCGGAGAAUCACUGGUAAGAAACUCAGAAAAGUAACUUUUUCUCUUGUUAAAAGUGAGGAUUAGCACUAUAUCACCAUAGUUUAAUCUGUAGUUUCAAUGAUUUAUACGCAAAUUCUUCAUAACAAGCUUAAAAAAAGAUCGCUAGUACUAUGUCUCAGUAGCUAGCUCGCUAACUAACUGUCCCGUUCCACCUUAAAUGGUGCAACAGUAGCCAGAGGCUGCAGAAUUUAAGGUGGAAUGGAGAAACUAAAAACUAUUAACUAAAAUAAAAACUAAUCAGAGCUAAUUUUAGCUCUUCUUCCACAGAGAAAUUAAGAAAUGGAGAAUAAUAAUUAAAUAAUUAAAGGAGAACUCCUUUUGUUAAAAAAAUGACUUUUUUGCUGUAGUAAAAUAUGAUUUAAAAAAAGUACUUGUCUUUGAUGAAUAGCACGCCUCCGUUCUUCCACAGCUUUUAGAGAUCCAGAAAUUUUAACAGUUUCUCCAAACAGGCUAGAAUGGGUUUGAAUGGGGUAUAUUUUGCCCCUGCAGAUAAAUCGCGUUUUACACUCUUAUUCAGCUCAAAGUAGCUUCACACUUAAUUUCUAGAAUCUGGAGAGCAAUGACAUUUAAAAUGAGGCAUUAAUAACUUAAAAACUAUGCUGGCUUCUACGCUGUGUGGAGUCUAUGUAUGUAGCAUAGGAGUAAUGGCGGCGCUCGGAUCUGAAGCUAGCAUUAUGGGAUGUAAACAGUGUUUUUUAAUAAGCUUCUUGUGAACUUUUUUUUAGUUAUUAAUGCCUCAUUUUGAAUGUCAGGGCUCUCCAGAUUCUAGCAAGGAGGUGUGCAGCUACUUUGAGCUGGAUAACGGUGUAAAAAGGGUUUUUUAUGCUCUGUAUCACCCAGUUGGAAGGGUGUUUGGACACACUGUUAAACUGUUAAAAUUUCUGGAUCUCAAAACGCUGUGGGGGAACAGAGGUGUGCUAUUCAUCAAAGGUAAGUACUUUUUAUUUAUUAUGUUUUACUACACCAAAAGUCCCAAAAAUUUACACCGGCGUUCUCUGCGUUUCUGCACCAUCUCUCACCAUCAUCUGAAGACCAGCAGCAGCAGCUAGGUUGCUGAACUUUUUGGGUUGUCCCAAUUCUUAGGGUGUAAGAUUUCACUUGAAGGGUUAAAACAUUUAAAAACAAGGGGUAGGUUGGGUAAAAAGUGGUAGAACCAAGGGGUGAAAUGGGAUUGGGCCUCUCAUAUGAUCUCACAGCGUAUUUCAGGCAGAUAGAGUCGUCGCGGAGUCGUCUUAGGUCGUCUUUUGUUGGACUGUAGAGUCAUCACUCACUCUCCCAGCGUGUUUACCCUGGUUUAGAAAGACACUCGUGCUUUAUGAUCUCUUAAGUAGAGCUCCAUUAAACGGUUUACUCGUUCGCUCAGCUUCGAUUGUCAUUAUUUACCCGGGCGCUCAGUCGACACGUCUGGGAUUCCCGUGCGUCUCUUCCCUCCACUGCGUUUGAUGGGUCGAGACUGUUUACAGGACGAAACCACCAUAAACAUCUGCUGAAGGAUCGGGCCGGGUUAUGUCUGACUUUAAAAAAUUAGUGUUUUAGUCUGAAUGAAUCUGUGCCAAUCGAUGUUAGUCUUUGCUCUGUAACGUGCCACUGUUAAAUCCUGCCCGUCCGUCAGCAGCCCAGAGUUUCAGUCCAUCAAAUUUCAUCAAAAAUAAAAAAUAAAACGACCCUAGAUCGUUAUAUGUGUUGCUCACUUUACAUUAUAUUGCGUUAUAGAAAAUAGGGUACCACUUUAAAGUAAUACUUUUAUAAAUGGUUUGUAAAUUAGAUUAUUACUUAUUUUUGAUUAUGUUGUAAAUGCCUUAAAAAAAACAUUGGUAAGAAGCUACAACACAUAAAUUGAAACAGCAAAAGUGAUUCAAUACAUACAAAUAAAUUAAUAUGACAGGUUGAUGCUGAUUAUUGGAAAAGAGAGAGGUUUAAAAGUACAUCACUGAUGCCAUUUCUAUGUAUGUGUUAUUAUAUAUUUAUUAACUGUUAAUAAUGGAUUUUAAAGUAUUUGCAACCUAAUAAAUAACUAUAAACCCUUUAUAAAGGAGUCUUAUUUUAAAGUGGUACAGAAAAUAGGCCACUGUAAAAUAAGACUCCUUUAUAGAGGGUUUAUAAAGGUUUAUUAAGAAGUGUAUAAAUGGUUAUAAAUUAGGUUGUAAAUAUUUAAAAAAACAUUAAUAAGCACUUAAUAAACACACAAAUAGAAAGAACAACAGUGACGAUUCUUUUUUUUUUUUACAUAUGUAAUAAAAUAAUAUAUAAAGUAACCGAAAUAUAGUUUAGUCAUUUGAUAUUUGUUAUUAUAGUUAAAUUAAUUAGUUAUUAUAGUUACUAACCAAAAUGUUAAUGAUGACUGAUGGAAAAUACAAAGUAAGAUAAGGAUCUAGAAAGAUCUGAAGUUUAACAGUAUAAACUAAUAUGGAAUUUCUAUUUGUUACAUUGAAUUUCGCAUGGCAUGUGUUCUAACUGCUUAUUAAUGGUUUAUUACCCAAUUAAAAACAUGAAUAAACUCCUUCUUUUUAAACUAUUUAUAUUCCCUUUAUAAGGAAGUCUAAUUUUAAAGUGGUACCAAGUCAAUAAGUCUAAUAAAUAAGUCUAUUAUAAGUCUAAUAAUAGGUGAUAGAGGUCAAACCAAAGACGUGCAACCAACAAAAGUACUUUUCUUUAAAGAGUACUUUACAGUAUUGAAUAGGGCUCGUUUUUUUAUGAUAAGAGUAUGUACAGUAUGAAUGAGAAGGGCUGAGUUAGAAAAAGCAUGGACCUAAUCGAUCUAUCUGACAAUGAAUUGCUUGACUGUUAUCUAAAGAAUUAAUCAAAAAUAAAAUUAAAAAAAACGAAGAAAAAUAUAUGGAUUUAUUAUAUCUGCUUUUCAAGCUGUACGCUUUCAUCAUCAACACCAUUUCUGUUAACUAUAAUAGACAAAAAAGCUAUAAUUACACCAUUACAGUUUUUAAGUGUGUUUUGGCUUUAGCUGUUGUUCAAAGUAAUCAGUCAAUAAACCAAUCAAUCAAUCAGUCAAUCAAUUAACCAAUCAAACGAUGAAUGGAUAAGUCACUGCAUUCCCAUAGUCUCUCUCUCUCUCUCUCUCUCUCUCUCUCUCUCUCUCUUCCUUUCUUUCUUCAAAAUCCCAGUAAACCCAGUAAAAACCCUGCUUGCCUUCUUCCACAGUGUGAGUCCAGCUUUUCUACUGGCUCUCACUGUAUUUUCUACAGCAUGACUAGAGACACAGUCAGGGAGGGCACUCACCCCGCCCACUUUAAUUUAAAUAAAGUAAAAAAAAUCGAGAAAUAUAUAAAAAUAAAAUAGAACUUCAGUUAAAAAGUUUUUUUUUUCUUUCAUUGGUUUGAUUUCAUUUGUUUGAUUGAUUUUCACGUUUAAGAGAAACGUGUACUGCCUUCUCUCCUUUUGUGAAAACGCUGAAGAUUUCUGUAAAAAUAAAAAAAAUAAAAGAAAAAUGAUGAAAACGAAGAUGAUGCUACAGAGAACAGAGAUAAAGGCAUUGUAUUCAUCUUUUUGCCUGUGUAUAUAUAUAAACACUUCAUUAUCA
Molecule: messenger RNA, 16776 nt
Organism: Astyanax mexicanus (Mexican tetra)
Lineage: Eukaryota; Metazoa; Chordata; Actinopteri; Characiformes; Acestrorhamphidae
Gene: erc1b
Product: ELKS/RAB6-interacting/CAST family member 1b
Exons: 21
Coding region: 467-3889 (1140 amino acids)
Biological process (GO): neuromuscular synaptic transmission; maintenance of presynaptic active zone structure; regulation of synaptic plasticity
Cellular component (GO): cytoskeleton of presynaptic active zone
Molecular function (GO): structural constituent of presynaptic active zone
Source: RefSeq, a predicted model, not a curated record